Molecule: messenger RNA, 5404 nt
Organism: Acanthopagrus latus (yellowfin seabream)
Lineage: Eukaryota; Metazoa; Chordata; Actinopteri; Spariformes; Sparidae
Exons: 7
Coding region: 211-5046 (1611 amino acids)
Molecular function (GO): nucleic acid binding
Source: RefSeq, a predicted model, not a curated record
UGAAUCUGCAGAGAUGUAGUACUGACUACUACACCAAACGAUUUAAAUUGAAUCUGCAUCAUGAACACGGACGAUGUUCGCCCGUUUCUCCAGGAGCCUGUGGGUGCUGCCGUGACAGAUAACUACUUCCGCCGGCGGCUUUCUGUUUCCGGGUGCCUUGCAACUGCACGACUGUCCGCUGCGCCGCCGCCAAGCUAAAUUGUUUUUAACAUGAGCUCAGGUACAACAUGUGCCGUUGCGGGUUGCCACAACAAUUCAAGAAAACUGAAGGAUUUUUCAGAAACUUCUUGUCUGGAACAUUCACAACUUCGACGAACAUGUCCGUGCGCUGCGCCCUACGCCCUGCACGGCAUGCCGAGGAAGGAGGAGCGGAGACUAGCGUGGCUCGCGGCUUUGAGACUUAAAUAUCCCCCGAAGAGAGUGUUUGUCUGCUCCUUCCACUUCGUCGAUAAAAAGCCCACGGAUCUGCACCCUGAUCCGGAGCUCUAUCUGGGCUACGACCGACCUCCUCCAAAGAAGAGGCGAAAGCUAGUCCGUGCGCCGGUGGCUCAGACGGCUAACAUUACCUCCAGCUGCAGCGUCAACAUUAACCAAGACGCUGAGGAUGGACUUACGUUUCCUGCAGGUGUCCAGCAGCUGCACCAGACAGACCCAGAGCCCCCACGCAUAAAAGAGGAGCAGGAAGAACACUGGACCGGUCAGGAGGGAGAUGCUGCUAUCACCAGGUUCCCGUUCACUGUUGUCACUGUGAAGAGUGAGGAUGAUGAAAUGGAACCUCAGGCCUCACAGCUUCAUCAAAGCCAAACUGAGGAAAAGUUUCCAGGCCGCAGCUCACCAACACAGAUAAAAACAGUAACUGACAGAGAGGACUGUGGAGGAUCUGAACCUGCCAGGAACCGAGAUCCAGGUGUCCGUCAGCUGUUGGUAAUCAAAGAAGAGGUUUCCUGUGAGUGGGGCCCCAGCCUGGACCAGGAGGAUCCAGGGCCCCUACACAUAAAAGAGGAACAGGAUGAACACUGCAACGACUCUGGGCUGGAGGAGGCUGACACUACCAGCUUUCCAUUCACUGUUGUCAUUGUGAAGAGUGAAGAUGAUGAGGAGGAACCUCAGACUUCAGAGCUUCAUCAAAGUCAAACCAAACAAAACAGAGAAACAGAGCCUCCAAUGAGCAGCUCAGAAACUGAUGGAGAGGACUGUGGAGGAUCUGAGCCUGCCAGAAACAGAGGUCCAGAUAGUCAUCCACAACUAAAUACUGAUGAAAAGGCUUCAGACUGUUCCGACACUGAUGUCAGUUCUGAUGAUUGGCAAGAACCUUUGUCAGAUUCUGAGAAUAGAGCUGAGGGAGGAGAGAGACCAUUUGGUUGUGAUGUUUGUGGGAAAAGGUAUAAUCAGCAACAUCAUCUAAAGACACACAUGCGAGUCCACACAGGAGAGAAACCAUUUGCCUGUGAUGUUUGUGGUAAUAGAUUUACACAACAGGGGAAUCUGAAGACACACAUGAGAGUUCACACAGGAGAGAAACCAUUUCUCUGUGGCGAUUGUGGGAAAAGGUUUUCAGAAAAGGGCCAUUUGAAGACACACAUGCGAGUUCACACAGGAGAGAAACCAUUUUGCUGUGUUGAUUGUGGUAAAAGGUUUUCAGAACAGGGAAAUCUAAACACGCACAUGAGAGUCCACACAAGAGAAAAACCAUUUGGUUGUGCUGAUUGUGGAAAACGGUUUUCAGAAAAUGGGCAUCUGAAGAAACACAUGCGAGUCCACACAGGAGAGAAGCCGUUUUGUUGUGGUGUUUGUGGUAAAAGAUUUACCGAACAGGGUGAUCUGAAAAAACACACGAGAAUCCACACAGGAGAGAAACCAUUUGGCUGUGAUGUUUGUGGGAAAAGGUUUACACAGCCAGGAAUUUUGAAGACUCAUAUGAAAGUCCACACAGGAGAGAAACCAUUUGUUUGUGAUGUUUGUGGGAAAAGGUUCUCACAUCAGGGAGAUCUCAAGACACACAUGAGAAUCCACACUGGGGAUAAACCAUUUGAUUGUGAUGUUUGUGGGAAAAGAUUUAAUCGGCAGACACAUCUUAAUGCACACAAGAGAGUCCACACAGGUGAAAAACCAUUUGGUUGUGAAGUUUGUGGGAAAAGAUUUAUACAACAGGAAAGUCUCAAGAAACACCUGAGAGUCCACACAGUGGAGAAAUCCUUUGGCUGUGAUGUUUGUGGGAAAAGAUUCCAACGGCAGUCACAUCUUACUACACAUGAGAGAGUCCACACAGGUGAAAAACCUUUUGGUUGUGAUGUUUGUGGUAAGAAAUUUACACAACAGGGAAGUCUGAAGAUACAUAUGAAAGUCCACUCUGGAGUUGCAGAUGUUGUUGAUAAAAUAUUUAAAUUUUUCAGUCCAAACCCGGACCACGUACUAAACCUGGACCACCUGGAACGACGGGUGUUUUCACAGAAUCUGCGUCAUGAACGAGGACGUGAAAAGAGCCGAAGCCAGCUCCACUCCGAGCAACAAAAGACUCCGACAGAGUUCCACCUCCGCCUCAGGUACACCACCAUCCACAUCUGCUUCACCACCGUGUUGUUCAGAGAUGUCCAGGAGCUGCUGGUGAUUAAAGAAGAGGUUUCCCCUGCGUGGAGCACCAGCCUGGACCAGGAGGACCCAGAGCCACUACACAUAAAAGAGGAACAGGAGGAGCUGUUGAUCAACAGUAAGGAGGGAGAACAGCUUAACGGACUGGAGGAGGCUGAUAGCACUAGCUUCGAAUUCACUGUCGUCACUGUGAAGAGUGAAGAUGAUGAAGACAAACCUCAGCCUUCACAGCUUCAUCAAAAGGCGUCAAACAACUGUCAGGCAGCCAAGAAAUAUGGAGUAACGGAGUGUAACGUCCGAAGAUGGCGGGUCCAAAAAGACCGCCUGAAAAACACCAACAGUAAGAGAAAAGCUUAUCGUGGUCCUCAAAGCGGCUGCUUCCGGGAGAUUGACAGGAGGGUAUGUGAGUUUGUUAGUGAGAAAAGAAACGAAGGCAUGCCCAUUACCAGAGCUAUCAUCCAGCGGAAAGCACUGGACAGUGCCAAGGACUUAGACAUACCCACCACCGAGUUUAAAGCCAGCAUCGGCUGGUGCAGAAGGAUGAUGCGCCGGAGCGGCCUGGCAUUGCGGCGCAGAAGCAGCCCUGCACCGCACCUGCCCUCGGGCUUUGGAGAGAAGCUGCUGUCUUUUCAGCGCUAUGUGACUGGCUUGAGGAAAAAACACUCAUACCCCCUUGAUCAGAUCGGCCAUGCUGAUCAAACCCCCGUGUUUUUUGACAUGCCUACACCUGUGACUGUGCACAUGAAAGGUGAGAAGUCUGUUAUUGUGAAGUCAGCUGGAAUUGAAAAGAGUCGCGUCACUGUCAUGUUGGCGUGCCUGGCAGACGGGACAAAGUUGCCCCCAUAUGUGAUUUUAAAACGCAAAACAGCGCCGAAAGAGGCAAUGCCAGCUGGCAUUGUUGUACGUGCCCAGGAAAAGGGCUGGAUGGAGAGUGAACUUGUGGUAGACUGGCUGAAAGUGGUGUGGGGAUCACGACACGGGGCUCUCAGAAAAAAGAGAAACAUGCUCAUUAUGGAUGCCUUCCGCGGACACUUGACUGAUGCUGUCAAAACUCAGGUGAGUAGGAUGAAUGGCGACUUAGUAAUCAUACCAGGGGGGAUGACCAGCCAGCUACAGGUGUUGGAUGCUGUGGUUAACACGCAUUUCGAGGACAAUCUGCGCAAGAGGUACACCGAAUGGCUCCUGUCCGGUGAUCACGCACUCACACCGUCUGGAAAAAUUCAAAAGCCAGCUGUACGUCGGCUUUGUGAAUGGAUCCUCCAGGCUUGGGACGAAGUGACACCAGAGAGCAUCAUCAGUGGAUUUAAAAAGUGCUGCAUAUCAAAUGCAUUGGAUGGUAGCGAGGAUGACGUUCUGUGGGAGGAGACGGGACCGCAGAGUGAGAGUGGGAGUGACUGUGAGCGCAGCGAGGCAGAGGACGUCUGUGUCCAGCAGCUGUUGGUGAUCAAAGAAGAGGAUUCCUCUGAGUGGAACCCCAGCCUGGACCAGAAAAACCCAGAACCCCGAGAAAUAAAAGAGGAACAGGAGGAACUCUGGACCAGUCAGGAUGGAGAGCAGCUUCAUGGGGUUGACGAGGCUGAUAUCACCAGGUUUGCAUUCACUGCUGUCACUGUGAAGAGUGAAGAUGAUGAAGAGAAUCCUCAGACUUCACAGCUUCAUCAAAGCCUAACUGAGGACAAAAGAGAGGCAGAGCCUCCAAUCAGCAGCUCAGCAACACAGAUAAAAACAGAAACUGAUGGAGAGGACUGUGGAGGAUCUGAACCUGCAAGGAACCGAGAUCCAGAUAGUCUUUCACCACUCAAUCCAGAUGAAAAUGCUUCAGACUGUUCUGAGACUGAUGUCAGUUCUGGUGACUGGCAAGAAUCUUUGUCAGAUUCUGGAUCUGGUUGUGAUGUUUGUGGGAAAAAAUUCUCAGAACGGUAUGAUCUCAAAAAACACCAGCGAGUCCACACAGAAGAGAAGCCAUUUGCUUGUGAACCUUGUGGGAAAAGUUUUUCCAAGCUGUCACAUUUAAACAGACACAAGAGAAUCCACACGGGAGAAAAACCAUUUGGUUGUGAUGUUUGUGGGAGAAAAUUUAAUGAUCGGGGAAAUUUUCAGAACCACAUGAGAGUCCACACAGGAGAGAAGCCAUUUGGCUGUGGUGACUGUGGGAAAAGAUUUUCUCAGCAGACAAAUCUGAAGGCACAUAUGAGAGUCCACACAGGAGAUAAACCUUUUGGUUGUGAUCUUUGUGGUGUAAGAUUUACAUUUAAGACAAAUCUUGCGAAACACAUGAGAGUACACACAGGAGAAAAACCGUUUGGCUGUGCCGAUUGUGGGAAACGAUUUAGACAGAAGACAGUCCUUAGGACACACAUGAGAGUCCACACGGGAGAGAGACCAUUUGGUUGUGAAGUUUGCGGGAAAAGAUUCACACAACGGGGACACUUGAGCAAACACAUGAAACUUCACUGAGGAUAGAAACUUGAUAGUUGAAGUGUUUCUGAUUUCUUAGAGCGUUUUUUUUUUUUGCAAAUAAUUAUUGGUAAGAACCACAUAAAUGUAUUGUUAUAUUGCAUCAGUUUGGCUUUAGUUUCAUUGUUGACUAUCCCUUGUGUAAAUUAUGAAACAUGUAAAAGAAACCUUUUCUUGGUUGGUCUUUGUCUAUUUUUUUUAUUUGUCAAUAACUAAUUUCCAUAUAUUUUUUGUUUGAUUACUUAAAGUACUAAAUCAAAGAAAGCAGGAUUAAAAAUGUAUUAUUUAAGGCUGAGUGGUGGUUGAAUAAUUAAAGGUGACUUGUGUUAUAAUUCUGAUUAAACAUAUACAGAAGAGA